CCAAAAUGUCGCAUACUGUUUUUGUAUCAUCUCGCAAUAAAGAAAAUCAAUUUUCAUAAUUUAUCCAUGAAUUUGUGAUUGAAUACUAAGUUAACUUCUUACAAAACCAAGGAGUAAUAUCACUUCAGCUCGCAGCCAUGAACAAUACAGCGCCGACAUCAGCCGACGCAUGCCUCAGCAUCGUGCACUCUCUCAUGUGCCACCGGCAGGGCGGCGAAAGCGAAGGCUUCUCCAAACGAGCCAUAGAAUCCCUCGUGAAGAAACUCAAGGAGAAGCGCGAUGAACUCGACUCACUCAUCACUGCCAUCACAACUAACGGUGCUCACCCUAGCAAAUGCGUCACCAUACAACGAACCUUGGACGGCAGACUACAGGUUGCCGGUCGCAAGGGGUUCCCUCACGUGAUAUAUGCUCGUAUAUGGCGCUGGCCAGAUCUCCACAAGAAUGAACUGAAACAUGUCAAGUUCUGUCAGUUUGCUUUCGACCUCAAAUGUGACUCAGUCUGCGUGAACCCUUAUCACUACGAGAGAGUCGUCUCUCCAGGUAUAGAUCUCUCCGGGCUAACCCUCCAGUCAGGCCCAAGCAGAUUGGUCAAAGAUGAGUACACGGCAGGUCUCAGUGGUAAUGGCAUGGACAUGGACACAGGUGAACUGGUCACCAUCCAGCACCAUGCCACCAGCCCCAGACACCACCACUCCACCAUCCCGCACCACCACCAACAGUUCCAAACCACCAACAUUAUUAUAAACCAGGGACAAACGCCAGAAGGCGUUCCGAACAUGUUUUCGCCGACACACGGGCCUCGGGCGCCUAUCAGACCGCCCGGUGGACCUCCGCAGAUGGUGCCUCAACCGCAAAUGGGUCCAGCUCCUCAAAUGAUGCAGAACCACCCAAACCACCCUAGUGGUGCCCCGAUGGCUAACCGUCCGAGUGGGCCGAUGACGCCAACACAACAAAUGGCGCCCGGUACGCCGCAGAUGGCGCCGGGUACUCCUCAGAUGGCUCCAGGAACUCCUCAAAUGGGACCGGGUACGCCGCAAAUGGGUCCGGGGACGCCUCAGAUAGGGCCUGGGACGCCGCAGAUGGGGCCUGGGACGCCGCAGAUGGGGCCUGGCACUCCGCAGAUGGGACCUGGUACGCCACAGAUGGGGACGAGCGUGCCACAGAUGGCGUCACCGCGUAUGGCGUCGGCACCUAAUCAGAUGUCGCCGGGAACGCCUCAAAUGCCCUCGAUAAGCCAAGGCAUGCAGAUGCCCACCCAGCAACAAAUGGCGAUGGCCCAGCAGAGAGCCAUAGCGCCCAAACUGGAGCCUCCGGACACUAUGGACGCGAGGGCGAUGUGGCUGCCUAAACGAAUGAACCGUUCGGCAAUGCCAGUCAAUAUCUCCCCGGGAGGCACUACACCUCUCAUCGACGGCAAUAAUACAACCUUCUUCAACGCUACAGAGCAAACCACAGCCGAUACACAAAUGACGCAGACAUUACCAGGCAAUACAGCGGGCACGGUAUGCGUGUCACCACAACCCGGCGAGGGUACUGCGCAGCAGAACGGGUUCGCCGCCACCAGCCCGCAGCCACAACCGCAGCCUAGUCCACGCACGCAGCACCAACAAGGCACUUGGACCGGGAACAACACGCUGACAUACACGCAGAGCCUAGCUCCCCCGCCCGCUGCGCCCCCUGGCCCUGUCGACGCCCCUUCGCACCACCACCAUUAUUAUAACGGCAAUCCAGGCGGCCUGCUGUCCAGUCAGCCGGCACCAGAGUACUGGUGCUCUGUCGCCUACUUCGAGCUGGACACGCAAGUCGGGGAAACCUUCAAGGUGCCGUCGAGUAGACCCAACGUCACCGUGGACGGGUACGUGGACCCAUCGGGAGGCAAUCGGUUCUGUCUGGGGGCUCUCAGCAACGUCCAUAGAACGGAACAGAGCGAGCGUGCACGGCUACACAUCGGCAAGGGCGUUCAGCUGGACCUCCGCGGUGAAGGCGACGUGUGGCUCCGUUGUCUGUCCGACCAUUCGGUGUUCGUGCAGUCGUACUACCUCGACCGCGAGGCCGGCCGCGCGCCUGGCGACGCUGUCCACAAGAUAUACCCCUCGGCCUGCAUCAAGGUGUUCGACCUGCGUCAGUGUCACCGGCAGAUGCAGACGCAAGCGGCAACGGCGCAGGCGGCGGCGGCUGCGCAGGCGGCCGCUGUCGCCGGACACAUCCAGCCCGCGCACCCCACCGUCAACAAAUGUCUGACAGCUGCGGCCGGUAUAGGCGUGGACGACCUGCGACGGCUGUGCAUCGUGCGUCUGUCGUUCGUGAAGGGCUGGGGGCCCGACUACCCGCGCACCUCCAUCAAGGAGACCCCUUGCUGGGUCGAGGUGCACCUGCACAGGGCUCUGCAGCUACUGGAUGAGGUUCUGCACACGAUGCCAAUCGACGGGCCGCGGGCCAACAUCGAGUAGGAGUUGAUCGGCUUCUUUUGAGGCCUUCGAGCGAGGCGCGCGCGUCGUGCGCACCGCGUGCACACGCCAUGUGCUGCGCUCGCGCACGUCGUCGUUCUUGCCUUCUAGACACACACACCCGCCUGAAAACUUUGCCUCUUGCUAGAAGUCCGAGCUUCACUCGAUGUUGAUUUAUUUCUUUUGCGUAAAAAAAACAUUCUUGUGCAGAUAAACUUACUAUUUUUUUAUUUACGCUUGUCUAUUACUAUGGUCUGAUGUGAUUAGAACUGGAUGUAAUGACCUCCAUUAUCAAAUAUCACCAGACCAUAUUAUGUGUGUGGAGAGAUCCAUUUGAAAUUGAGCUAAAUAUUUUAGAGAGCGAAAAACCAUUACUUAUUGCAAAGCAUGAUUUCUUCAGUGAGGCAAGGGUUUUAGGACCGGUGUUUUGUGUGUGUGAGUGUGUGUGUGUAGUGUACGCAUGAGCGGCGAGACGACGCGGCUAGAGACAGCUGAUGUGCAAGUUUGUUUCGAGACGACUGUGGAGUGUUGUGGACGUGGUGCGAUGGUUGCAGUGAGCGAAUCAACGGAUGCCAUAAAAUAGCAUUUAAUAAGUUAACAUUAUUAUUUUACUUGUAGCGUUAUGUUAUUUACAAAUAUUAUUUCCCCGUGUUUGGCCUUCGUCUUCCAAAUUUUGUUUGUUUGUCUUCCGGCGCUUAAAUUGUUUACGUUUGACGGUUUUGGAUCGUAAUUUAGUUAGGGAUUCGUGAAACAAACUGCACAUGAGGAAUGUGCAUCGCUCGCGUUAAAAACAAAAGGUGAACUUAUAAUUUAUGUCUUGUAUUUAUUUAUUUUUGAAUAAGUAGAUACAGUAAACUAAGUUUAAAGUAAACAUAGAUAUACAUAUAUUGUGUAACAGUAUUGAGACGGAACAAACUAAAUAAUAUAUUAUUGAGAUCUCAGUAAAAUAUUUUUCACAAAUCCUAAAUGAAGUAACGUUAUUACUAUGUAAGAUAUUAGUACUAUGUAUCAGUAUAUAUUUAUAUGAAAUGGUGAAUAUCGAUGAACAUGUUCAAUGUUCUGUCUGUUGCUCAACUGACGUAGAACUAAGUUUGUCGAGUUGUUUUUACUAUAAAGAGAAAGAUUUACGAAUUUUAGUGACAGCGAUACCAAAAUAAGGCAUUUUAUAGAAUAGAUUAAAUAUGACAAGACAUAAUUAUGGUUCAACUUGAAAGAAGCCAAAUGGGAUAGCUUUUGACUUAGAGUAAGUGAAGUUAGUUAGUGUUUGGUUAAGUUACUUAGUAAUUUGUGAUAGGUGUACCGAUAGAGCGCGCGGGGGUGCGUGCGGCCAAGGUUGUAUUUGUGUUAGCUUGAUGUGCCUAGUUAGUGGAAAUUGCAUGAAUUGUGAAGAGCUUUUAAAAUAUACUAGUGCCAAGUCGAAUAUAGUACCAAACAUUUCUUAUCUUUUGUAACACAAAUUGAAACAUCGUUUCUCAAAGGAACGUAAUAAUAGUCUACACGACGACCUAGUCAAAUGAAAUACUUUUUUCGAAACCUCAAGACGAAAGGUUUCUUUGAAGUUUCUAUGGAAAUACUGUCCUCUGACGUCAUCAAUAAAAGAGGUCAAACGUCGUUCUCAUUGUUACUUAAUUUAUAAAUAAUAUUCGAAAAUAAUUCGAAAAGUUACAUGAGAUUGAUUAUUGAUCAUCUUAGAUUGGCGUGUAUUUCUAGAUUAGUAUUUUAUAUUCUAUCUUUGACCCACUCAAAUACCUGACCUAUAUAAAUUUUAUCUUUAUGUCCAUGGAACUUCUAGUCACAUUACUAGGUACCACGGACAAUCUUAUGUGUCCAAGUUAUUUUCAUGCAAUUUUGCUAAGUUGUUAUGAUGAUCUGUGAUUUGCUAGCAGAAAUUGUUAUAGGAGUAGGACGGCGGCGUACCCCCGCAGUUGGAUAGUACUAAGGCGAACUAUUUAAUGGAAUUGUGAAAUUUCCAGUACGAUCACAAGAUUAACAUGUGUACACUGUAGUACCAUGUCGCAUUCACUUGCAUGACAUAUUGAAUUCAAAGUCUCACUGAAUGUACAGUUAUGUAAAUGCGACAAAGUUUUAAAGAGUACACAUGUUGUUCGACGCGAUGUUUGAUCUAGUACGGUCCUUUAACGUUUAGCGAAAUCGGUGUACGGUCACGAGUACUAAUAUGUAUACACUUUGACACCAUGUCACAUUAACUUUUUUGACAAAUUAAACCGUAAGUCUCAUUAAAAUAUGUCAAAUAUGAUAGUGCGACAGGGUUCUAAAGUGGGUACAUGAUAUUACUCGUGACUGUACGGUGUAAAAAAUUCAGCUUACGAAUGUUGUUUAUUUUCCUUUGUUGUUAAUUGCCAUUAUCUACUGUAAAAAAUGACAAGAUAUUAGACGUAAAGCUCGAUCUGUUAUGUUACUAUAAAGUACCUCAACGAACUAGUAAAAUUGCAAAGGCUGGUACCUAUUUCCUAAGCUAACGUACCGUAACAUAACCCUCUCUCUUGCGCGCUAUAGUAUAUCGCUGGCUUCGACCAAUACACGCAAGAUGUUUAUCUACGUAGACAACAUACGCUGUCUCUAUUGGUCGAGACACGUUAUUUGUCGCGUCAUUAGUAGCGUCACUAACUAGGUACUUAAAACUUUUGGUGUUACGUCUAUUAUUUUUUCAUGGUAUAUCUUCAGGUGUUAUUUACAUUUAGAAAAGCUUAAAAAGUUAUGUAAAGCGCAUAACACCAAAGCCGUCGACCUGCUGGCUUAUGUCGGCAGCCAUGUUAGGGGGUUCGUAAGUUGAAAGACUUAAAUUUCGCCGGGUAGAUUACGCCAAUUAGCGACAUGUCGCCAAAAUGUCGAUGGGCACAUGUUGCCAAUAUUUCUUUGUAUAAGAAAACCAGGUAUACUUAAAAAUGACAGCUAACACUUCAAGGUUAGCUCAGCUGAAGCCAUCCCACACUGUGUUGCCAUUUCGUAAAAAAUAAAUUAGCCACGACCAAUGUUUUUAAAUUACCUUGCAAGGACAUUUAGCACUUUUAGUAAAUGAUUUACUUACAGUUUUAUUGAUUGUUAUAUAUGUACAUACAUACAUACAUAAACUCACGCCCGUAAUCCCAAAUGGGGUGGGCAGAGCCACAAGUAAUCAAAGACAACUUGCAGCCACUGUUGAUACGAUGUCGUAAGCUGGAUAUGAUGAACCUUGUGGUGAUAAGGGAUCAGCCUAUCGCCCAUAACAUUAGUCCAUCAUAUUAGAGGACACAAUCCCUCUGUCGGUUUUUACGACAUGCCCGGGAAGACAAGCAGCUGAACGUUUUCUAUGUUUUUUAUUUGCUCCCAGAACAGCAUAGAAGCAAAUAUAUGUGACAAGUAUUAUUGAUUAAUUUUAAAUUAUUAAUUAAAUACAUUAGUCAGUAAUUCACUUAAUUUUCAACAAUAAAAUUUACAUUCUUGGAAUGUUGGAGAUACCAAUUUAAUGGUAACACUUACGUCAUCAAAAGGCUAGCAAUGACGGCUUUUCAUAGAGCAUACCUGGUUUUCUUAUACCAUGGCCAAUAUGAUUAUAUAAGCAACCGGGUUCUGUCGGUAGGUCGGCGGCUUUGGUGUGUAUAACGCUUUAUGUUACUUAUUAUAAAAUACAUGAGUUUCUAGCUGUAGUCCACGUAUUCUGCUCUCAAAUAUUUUUUUAUUAUCUUUAACCAUAGCGGUGAGGUUUUCCCGUGAAAUCAACCCUAGGUGCCCCUCUCUCGAGGACACCAUUAUUUUUUCGUCGUACUUUAACUUUAGAUUAUUAUAAGAAUAAAUGACAUAUUUUGUGUACGAAAUCGUAAACGGUUUACUAGGCGUAAGUGUAAUGUGUAUGUGUUUACUAUAAUUGAGAUUUUUGUCACUUGCUUAAGAUUUUGCUUUAAUUAUUAUUACUUGGCCGAUUUAUGAUAGUUAUGUUGAAUGAUUUAUAUAUAAUUACUGUUAGUGAAAGUUAGUGUUUUUGAUUUUUCUCAUAAUUAAAUAUUACUUAUAUAUAAAUUUAUUAUUUUUAAGAGGUUUUGACAAAGUAAAUGUAAAUUAUGUUAAUGUAGAGGCCGGUUGCACGCUUGAUGUUAGCCAAUUGUAUUUGUUUCUAAUUCGGUUGCUGGAUAACACGCUCAUCACAAAGGAUUUUGUUAUUUUUGUUAUUGCUCUAUGAUAUAUUUUAAUUUGCGCUUCGGAAUUCACUGUUCACGAUUUAUGUAUUGUUACCAAUGGCUUUGUGAAGAUUCGGACUAAGCAAGUUUUGUAAAUAGUACAAUUUAUUAAAAAUAUUUUUAUUAGUGUUAGGAGUGUGCGAGUCAGUCUCUCGGACUAUAAUUAUACAGGUGGUUGCGAGUCGGUACUUAGAAUAUAUAUUCAAUAUUUUUUUCUCUUAGGAAGCUUUCACAAAAUUAUGUAUCGAAAAUACCUCUUUAUAGUGAUCAAAAGGAUUCAAAGGGUUUUUAGAUGAUAUUAAAUAAGUGGUAAGUUUUUUAAAUGAUGUUGAAGUUUGGAAUAAUAAAAUAUUUGUGAAAUUCUACAUAGCACAGUUAUAAGACUACCGAGUUUGUGAAUUGUUCCGCCGUAAAUUAUUGAUGCAAACACAGUUAUGAGAUGAUAUACUCCAGUUAUCAAGUUGACAGCUUACGUUUGUUGUGUGCAUGGGCUCAACUGUCGCCUGUAAAUACGCGCUUGCACAUGGGGGUGCCGCACACACGAUCUACUGUAAAUCAAGGUGAAUAGGCGAAAAAAUAUAUAUAAACGGGAUUAUAAUUACGAUGAUAACCUCGUGUCGAACACUCUAGCCUAAACGUAUACAUGGCACCUCUAUCUCUCAUUAUUUUAUAUGUUAUCGAUUCGAUGAUUAGGGCGUCUAAAAAGGCCACAUCGAAGCAAUUCAUCUCAAAAGCAAUAUUGCUAUUUGACAAUUGCGAGUAUAAAAUUUAGUGCGCAAUGCCAACAAAUAUCAAAUAGCAAUAUUGCUUUUUUAGAAGAAUUGCUUCGACGUGACUUUUCUAACACCCUUCAUAAAGGAUUCUUAGUACAAAGUGUAUUUAACUUGCAAAUGAGAGAAUUUCGCUUAUUGAUACCCGGUUGUGACAUACCUUCCGUUUUGUACCUCCAAUUAAUUAGACUUACUCCAAAAGACCACAGAACGAAUAUAAUACAAAACUCACAAAACCUCAUUGGGUGUAAUUAGCUACGGAGAUGUAUAUGCCGUUGUCUUAAUCAAAUUAAAGUUUAAGGAAAAAAGUAUAAAAUAUAGAAAUAGGUGUAGUUCAUGUUAUCCUCUUAUUCCGGCGUAUCAGUUGAUUAUGCGCUGAUAUUACGAUUGGGUAGUUUCCUAGGUCUAAGAUAAAUUAUGAAAUUGUGAUUACUAAAUAAAGACAGAUCUAAAAGUGACAAAAACGUUUUCUCUUUUCUAUUUAACGUAUUUAUCAAUUUUAAUAAAGAAAAAUGUAACAGUCAUUUCGACAUUUUGUCCCGUUUUUAUAUGACGUCAUAGGUUGCUUUACAUACAAAUUCCAUAUUAAUUUUAGUAAAAAGUAACUGAUUUGACUAGUUGGAAACUACCCUAUUGCAUUAACUCUAUAGAUCGCAAGCGCUAGUACCACAAACACACAGUCAUUAGCAUAUUGCGAUUGAAAACUGAAGUUAAAGAUUUUCGCCCACGAAUACUAUAAUAAAUUUCAAGGUAAUAAACUUCUAGAAACGGCAAUAUUACCAUGUCAUACUCGAGGUGACUAAUUUUAAUUACUGAGGCUAUAAAAAACAUUGAACCGCGACAAAGUAACGAAAUUUAUUAAUUAUAAACAUCGUGUCCGAUAAACAUCAAUUUUAUUGUAGUUUGAAAGCUCUAUAGCGUCGCCUCUCACUUUCGCAAAGUGCAAUAAAGUUAGCAUAAGUUAAAACAGAUGCUAAUUCCUGUAUACACCAUCUAAUUUUAUUUUAAAUUAUACCUGUCCUUUUCUUAUCCGCCGAAAAGGAAAGGCAUACAAUUUAUGGGACACAUGUCAAUUUUAGGCACUAAUCUAAAACAAUCGUCUAAAAAUUUUACGUUGGCCAAUAACCCGACAGAAUUAAGUUGACAGCACACGUCAAAGCAUUUGCAUACCAGCGACAUACCUAUUUGAUUCGCCCGGAUUGUACAUUCAUUCUAUUUUAAAUUAACAGCUGUCAACCAUCCGUCCCUUUCCUUUUCGGUGGAUAAGAAAUUGACAGUAUAACUUAAAAUAAAAUUAGACGGUGUGUGAAUUAGUACCACAGUCAAACUAAACUAAUCGAAUCGAUUCUAAUAUUCUUUAUUUCUUACUUCGAUUCGCUUUCUCCUUAAUUACGCGAACUGCUAAAGAAAGGAAUUCUCUUCCUGCGUCAUUGUUCCCGGGUACACAAUAAUUUGGCGAUUUUAAGACAAGAGUGAUUUGACACUAUUUGAGUUUACGUGCUCCAACUUAGACCACAUCGCUGUUUAAGACCAGUUUCGGUCGUGGUCAAACGCACUCAAAUCUUUUAAUAAAAAAAAAUACAUAUUAAUACUUUUCUUCCAUGUUCAAUUUGUAUAUUCAAUAUGCUUAUCGAUUUAAUAUACCUUUUACUUAAGAUGGCGGCGCAAAGUUGAAUUGUUGUAUGAUGAUUAAAUUCAGUUCUGUGUAGAA
Pectinophora gossypiella (pink bollworm) is the source of this 9106-nucleotide messenger RNA. It is a transcript of the gene Med, whose product is annotated as mothers against decapentaplegic homolog 4. The transcript is spliced from 14 exons. The coding region runs from base 138 to 2453 and encodes 771 amino acids. Gene Ontology annotation, molecular function: I-SMAD binding; DNA-binding transcription factor activity, RNA polymerase II-specific; RNA polymerase II cis-regulatory region sequence-specific DNA binding. Gene Ontology annotation, cellular component: heteromeric SMAD protein complex. The record is from RefSeq and is a predicted model, not a curated record. Gene Ontology annotation, biological process: transforming growth factor beta receptor signaling pathway; SMAD protein signal transduction; cell differentiation. NCBI's taxonomy places the organism in Eukaryota, Metazoa, Arthropoda, Insecta, Lepidoptera, Gelechiidae.